Molecule: messenger RNA, 1135 nt
Organism: Chara braunii
Lineage: Eukaryota; Viridiplantae; Streptophyta; Charophyceae; Charales; Characeae
Source: the annotation of a GenBank genome assembly
ACUGGUCAAGAUGAGCAGCAUGUGGAGCAACGGAUGGAGAAGAGCGCAGUUGCAAAGCCGGCGGAGGCCGUACGGAAUGAUGGUGGGGACCGCGGCUGUCGUUGGUCAGGUGGUAGUGGGACGAUCACGAGGCAUGCGGAAGAUGCGAAGAACUCUUUGCCUGUCGUCCAGGGGCAGAUUUCGGAGGACGGUUGUGGUAUUGGACUGUGCGUGAAUGUGGAGGACGAUGAUUGCCUGCCAAUAAGUAACGUUGGAGCCGAACAAGAUUGCCAAGGGAGCUGGGGCAAUGGGAGCGUCGAGAGGAAUGGCAGGGCCAUGGUGCAUGCAAGUGGAAGGAACGGCGGAGCCAAUUUUGACGACGGAAAGGAUGGGAAGGACAUCGGCGGAGCCAAUGCUGCUCAGGGUCGUGCAGACGUCUUGAGUUAUCGUGCCGAUGAUCUGCCAGGGCGGGAGAAGAUGAGCCUGAUAUCGGCGUCAUCGGGAAAUGAAGUCGAUGGGGGAAGCAGCGAGGGGAGAGGAUGUCUCCUGGAAGUAACCCAGGGAAGUGAUCUGGGCACACAGUGCAGAACGAACGCGCGGCGGCAAUUGAAGGAGAGGGAGGACGAGGUGGUUGAAAUCCGGGUCGACCCGUGUAGCCAUCGCCGAGCUAAUUCCCUCCAACAAGAAAUGCGAACAGUUUGUCUGCCUGCCGGCAACGACUUCUUCCUCCACGAGAACUACACGGAUGCACAUGGACCGAUUAUUUCCUGUAGCCGCUUGGGGAGCUUUGCAUCGGUGAUGUCAGCAGACACCAUCUGCGAGGAAUUGACGACUUAUGUCGGUGGUGGGUUCUGAAACGAAGCCUUUCCUAUCCCUUUUUACACUUCGCUGAAUCUCUCUGAGUCAUUGCUUGGCGACCUACCGUCCUCCUCACCCGAAUAGAACGCCAGGUCAUUAUAGCUGUAUUUGGUGCAACUCUCAGUCUGGAUACAGUCAAAAUAACCCGGCGUUUGAUUCUGGUGAAGACGGGUGUAGAUAAUAGCAAGAAUUCUCUCCUCCUUUUGUUGCUGACCACCUGGUAGAGUGCGUGCGGGUGGUGUUUGUUGCGUGGCUGAAGUUAAAUAUGGUAUUCUAGUAAUAAAUUACUAAUAAUUUA